UUUGUGUGUGGGUGGAGAACUUUUAUCUGUCUUGACGGCUUAUAAGAUUAUUCACUGAUCUUACGACAAAGAGCACAACAUAGUGAUUAGUGAGAAGAGAGAAAGAGAGAUGGAAAAGAAUGGUUCUUCAAAAUUGGUUCAUGUGCUCAUGCUUCUCCUUCUUCUUAGCUUCAUCUUUCAGCAUACCGAAUCAGCUUUGCCUGCUGAUCAUGGACAACUCUCAGUAACUGGGAGAAGCAUCUUGGCGUAUUAUAAGCACGAUGGUGCCAUAGGAACACCAUCGUCAAGAAGUAGACGUGGUGGUGGUCACGGGAGGAGACUGAUGAGUACAUAUAAGCCAAAUGGAGACAUUUAUACAAGACCGUCGAGCAGUGGACAUGGUGGUGGUCACAUUCAUCAACACUCUUCUCCUUAGAUUUUUGAACAGUCUUCAAAAUUGGAAACAUAUCUUUUACGGGAUUGUUGAUUCGUCUCAAAGGGUGAAGAGAAUGUUGUAAUCUUAUUCAUACUCAUAAGAACGUAUUUAUAUACAAGCAUAAGAAAACCUAAAUACAAACUAUGUAAUAUUGACAUAGUAUUUACAGAUACAUUAUCGAAUACAUUUUACUUCUUUU
This is a messenger RNA of Capsella rubella, 614 nucleotides long. RefSeq lists its product as uncharacterized. The coding region runs from base 110 to 415 and encodes 101 amino acids. The record is from RefSeq and is a predicted model, not a curated record. The transcript is spliced from 3 exons. Lineage: Eukaryota; Viridiplantae; Streptophyta; Magnoliopsida; Brassicales; Brassicaceae.